Anopheles moucheti is the source of this 4669-nucleotide messenger RNA. RefSeq names its product major facilitator superfamily domain-containing protein 6 (gene jef). The coding region runs from base 1 to 2163 and encodes 720 amino acids. Lineage: Eukaryota; Metazoa; Arthropoda; Insecta; Diptera; Culicidae. The transcript is spliced from 10 exons. The record is from RefSeq and is a predicted model, not a curated record. Gene Ontology annotation, cellular component: membrane.
AUGCAACCCUUCUCGAACGACUACGGUGGAGGAUACGGUGACAAUGGUUACGACCAGCAACCCCAGCAAGAAAUCCCGAUGCGUACGCAGGGUGUCGCACGGCCAAUGGUUGACCCAGAGGCCAUGGGUGAGGUAGACCCUACACUGUACCCGCAGGCGAAGGAAUCGACACACAAGAUACGGGGCAAAUCGGACAUUCUGGAGAUGUUGUUCGGAUCCGUCGACCAGGAACUGCUGCCAGUGAAGACGUUCUACUUCUUCUUCUACUCCGCCUUCGGUUCGCUGUUCCCGCUGAUGGGUGUCUACUUCAAGCAGAUGGGCAUGAAUCCCGGCCAGUGUGGACUGCUGAUCGGUACGCGUCCAUUCGUCGAGUUCCUAUCGGCACCGUUCUGGGGAAGUUACGCGGAUCGUUGUAAAAAAGGCAAAAUGCUUCUGCUGGCCUCGCUUGCGGCAUGGAUCAUCUUUACGCUACCGCUCGGUUUUAUUCAACCACCGGCGACGAGCUGUAUCGAGCGAAAGAAUGCGACCGAUUUCGAGCUCCGAACACCGCAGGUACCGCGCAUUUUGAAACGCUCCAUCGACGAGAGCAUGCUGGAGGAGAUAAGCUUCGGUAAAUAUGCCACGGAUAGUGACAGUUCCUUCACCAGGGUGGAACGGGCAGCGCGUCCAGUUGCAGCCGCGGGAGUAUCGCCGCUCGAUGUGAGUUACGCCAACAACUUCAACGAGAAGCUGCACCGCGACUGGGUAUCGCCACUGUUCUCCUCAAUCGUUUACCGAACGGCGGAUAUUCAAAAAGCCUUCUUCCUACUGCUGCUGCUAGUCAUUAUUGGAGAGUUCUUUAGCGCCCCGGCCAUCACGUUGGCGGAUUCCGCCGUCAUCACGAUCCUCGGAGAAGAUGCCGAUCGGUACGGUCAUCAGCGAAUGUUCGGAUCGCUGGGUUGGGGAUUGGCGAUGUUCUUCGUUGGCAUUGCGUUGGAUCACUCGACCGCGUUCCCGGACCAUCCUUGCGGUCCGGAAAAGCAGGAAAAGAACUACACCAUCUGCUUCGCAACUUUCUCGGUACUGAUGGGUGCGGCCUUGAUUUCCGCAACACAAAUCCAAUUCAAAUAUGAUUAUUCGGAACCCCAAGAACCCGUGCAGGUGGAGAAGGUACCACAAGAACCGACCCACGAGGAACAAAUGCAAGCCCAGCUGGCCCAACAGUUGCAGUUACCCUCGCUGGCGGCCUCUGGCACUGGAAUGGCCAGUGCAGCACCACCUCCAGCAGCACUUGGAGCACAGACCAAAAUGUUUGCCCAAACGACUCGCGAAAUGCCCGAAUGGGUGACGGUGCUGAAACAGUUUAAGAAUCUCAAGUGCGCCUCGUUCCUGUUCGUGGCAUGGUUUAUGGGUUUCGGCAUUGGGCUCAUCUUCACGUUCCUGUUUUGGCAUCUGCAAGAUUACGGUGGAUCUCCCACGCUGUUCGGUGUCGCUUCGGUCAUCAAUCAUAUCUCGGAGAUCUUCGCCUACUUCUUCAGCUUCCGUCUGAUCACACAGAUUGGCCACGUGAAGGUACUGUGUCUUGGGCUGGUUGGUAAUAUUCUUCGCUUCCUGUACAUCUCCUAUCUGAAGAAUCCGUGGUGGGUGUUGCCGUUCGAGUUUAUGCAAGGUAUUACUCAUGCUGCAGUUUGGGCUGCCUGUUGUUCCUACAUCGCGCACAACACACCACAACACUUACGAUCAUCGGCGCAAGGAGUACUGCAGGGACUGCACCAUGGACUGGGUAGAGGCUGUGGUGCCGUCAUUGGCGGUAUGUUCGUCACCUACUUCGGCACAACGGCCACCUUCCGUGGUUAUGGCGUGAUCUGCAUUCUGGUGCUGGCCGCAUUUGUGUUCAUCAACUUCUACCGCAAGGAUGAAGGUUUCAUCUCGGAAAUUCCAACCACGGAGGAUCCGCAUCAGGUCGCCGAGGAGACAGCUCAUCUGGCACCGCACGGUGUCCCGAGCAAUCCUAUACCACGAGCCCUCUCCAGCACGCGGCUGAACGAGAUCGGUCAGCAGAACGUGGACAAUGGCUACGGCACCUAUCAGACGACCGGUGGUGCUUUGGAUGUGCCUGGCGGUGCUCCUAAGAACCCGUUCGGUGCUCCGCAGGGUAACGUAUAUGGCGGUAACCAGUACUAGAAAUAGCGCAACUACGACUAACUUUCAACCGAAGAGGCGAGUCCGUUGACUGAAUCAGGUACACGCGUGUCAUCGGUGGUAAAAUUGAUGUCUACAAGAGCAAAACACACUGAAUGUGAAUGUUACAAAUAUGAACUACUUCUCCUAAAGAUACUGAGCGACUAGAGUGUCAAACCCCCUCCCAAUGUACAUGAGCUCAAGCAAAAGCGCCAUUCAGCCAUUCCGGCCCAUACGCCGCCGCCGUCGACGACUACUUGGAAGUGAAACGGUGAGGCGUACGAUCGGUGUACAAGAGACGCGCGGGCACCAUUAGCCAUAAGCCUUGGUCAUGGUUGUUAGCUACUAGUUCUUAGACAUCAGUUAAACCAGUGAAGAGAUCCCAACCCCCAUAGAGAACACUCGUUUAAUGAACCCACCAUCUAAGAAACACCCAAGUAACCGCCACCAGCUGUCAUUUUUCUUUCUCGCGAAUCACUAUCAGCAUAUGUACUGCAAAUACUGUAUCCCUUGCCCGUCUUAGAGUAAGCGUUUCCAGGGUCAAAACUUGGCGUUAAGCAAUUGUCAGUACACGGGCUCCAUGCGUCUUUCGACUCGUUGUUGUAUUCGAUCUCGUUUUACGUAUCGCCUUUUCCUGUUCCUCUAGAAAGAAGCGGUACUGUACGCUUGUUAUGAAGUAGCUCGACAGCGACAUUACGAAUGCAUUAGUACUAUAAUCUCUCUAUCUAUCACCGCACAUUCUAGCGGUUCUGGUGCACGGUGUGUCCGUUUAUCUCAUACGUUAAGCAGGCGGGCCAUAUGUACUAUCUACUUUAAUAUCGACGAUCUACUGCAGAAAUCUCAAGUAACGGAUAGUAACGGCAGCAUAAUACGCAAUGGCAACAAAAAAAAACCCACGUUCGAUCUUUAGGGAAAGUUUACAUUUACAAAAACAAAAAACUGUUGAAAUGUCUAGUCUAGUCUUGUAGUCUAGUGUACUGAAGGAACAAAUCGGUUCUAGAUUACGCGACAAAGUAGUAUAAUAGGUAUUGAUAUAUACAUUAUUGGAUGUGGUUGUACAACUCUCCCUCACUCUCCCGUUUGUCUGUUGGUGUGUUUUGCUGUACGUGUGUUAACAAGUGUUGGAUCCCCUGUGCACGUGUGUACGAAAUGAGUGAAAUGGUCAGGUCCCAGUAACGCAAAGGACAAGCAGUAUAUCAUACCCUCUAUCGAUUCCAACAACACAUUGAACAGGUAUCGAAUAAUUCUUCAUUUAAACUAAAGCAAAACAAAAAUAUUACAUGCACACAUACACACAAAAACUGCAUACAGUAGGGUAGUAUAAAACGAAACCAGAAGAAUCGAAACAUUUGACGCAAAAACCAUACCAUGGCACAACGAAUUUUGAUCUCAUUUGCAUACCCAUGUACACCGGUGAAGCUUGGUCCGGUUUCGUUUGUGGCUUCAUCCGUUCCGUUACUCGUGGCUUCGUUUGAGUUUCACCGCCCAAAACACUUCGAGCAAUGCGAUACCGGCGAGUGGUAACGAACACAAAAUGGAUGAACAAACAGAACAAUCUUAUAUAGUAUAAAGUAUAAUAUGGUGGCAAUUUUUACGACGACGAACGUAAACAACACACGCAAAAGCUUUAUUAUCUCUAGCGAGACAUCAGUGCGCAUAUCAGUUUCCAACCUUAUACGUGAAUGGUAUUUUUAUUGAGAGAAGUAUAUUUAAUACCAAACUGGCAGCAUAUUGAAUUUGCCAACCGGCUGGCACGACAAACGCAUUUGGGGGUUUAUCGAUCGGAUGCAACCGGCGUACCUGGGUGACACGAUAUGGAGGUGUGCAUUCGAUCUUGCGCUAUCUUACAGAGAGUAUUUACUAAGCGUAUAUAGCAGCAGAAACAAAUAUAUAUAUACACACACACACACUCACAAAUAUUAUAAUGAAAAUAUUGCACUUACGGUAAGAACGGCGAUGUCAGGGUGAGAAAUCCAAACUCAGUAACAUCAUACAUUUACAAUCUGUUUGUAGAUUCCGUUAGGAUCAGUUACUGUUUUAACACUGGAACGUAGUCCAGGCACGGCAGUGCAAGUAUUUAUGUGACAGAAGUAUUAAAAGUAAACCAAAAGCGACACGUUAUUUAUUUACAUAAGAAUCGGCGCAUUAGUUCCUGUUCCCCUCUGUUUACCUUAGCCUAAUCGUAUCCUCAUAGCUGUUGUUUUCCUUAACCGACUGUAAGCGAACCUGAGCAAAGGCCGGUAGAGAAAAAAAAACCCAAAUAUUAAUAUCGAUCUACUACUCUAAACACUGAUAUUAAACAAUCAAACAGAGUAACAAGUUUGCCAUUCCAGCGCAUAACAUGCCCAUGAUCGAUGUACAGCACCUGGAAGAGGAACUGCAUGUAAGAACGACCCACAAAUGCACACAUACAAGUAUUGUAAGGAAUGCACCGCUAAAGAAAUUAUGCUGUAAAGAUAUCUCUAACUGCGUAAGCAAACUCACCAUCAUGGGCAAAUAAAGACAAGCG